Darwinula stevensoni is the source of this 605-nucleotide messenger RNA. The record is from the annotation of a GenBank genome assembly. NCBI's taxonomy places the organism in Eukaryota, Metazoa, Arthropoda, Ostracoda, Podocopida, Darwinulidae.
AUACCUACAGCAGCAGACACACCUGAAACAAGAUCGACCUUCUUCACAACAUUCUAAGCUGCAACAAGGCCACAGGGAGCCAUCUUGGCAAUGUUCAAUUGGUGAUGCAAGGGCCUCAGGUAGGUGGAAUGAAACCUAUUCCCAAGCCAAUGGGAUGGAGGAUGUGCAAGAUGCUGACAACAUGUGGGAAGGAUUCCCAAAGAGGAACAAAUAUGGUGAAAUCAUUGACAGUGGUGAGAAUUGGAGCCAUGGAAGGAUGUCAAGGAGAUAUCACCACCAUGUAUACCACUCCUCUCAGGGACAUGGAGGUACAAUCUACCGGUUUGACUAGGGGUGUCUGUGGUAAUUCCCUGCCCAUGUGAAGCCUUUCAUCAAUCCAGCUUGAAAAUCCAACACAUUGUGUCCUAUGUUCAAAAUUUUUGUGAUAUGAGAACUGAUAUUUAUCUUCCUGAUGGAUAAGAACUUUCCAAUAAAGAUACCUGAGCAUGUCUGCAUGAUGCAGCAUCCAGCAAAACCUUUUCCCAGUGCUCAUACUGAAAAAUACAUUCCAUGAAAAUCACCCAUGAAUACAAAUAAUGCUUUCUUCAACUCAAUCUAGAUCAGGG